AUGAGUACCACUAAUAAAAGUAAUUUCUUUGUUAGAUGGUUUUUAUCAGAGAAGCCAACCGGCGCCACUGUAUCAGAUUUAAAUUUAAGUUUUAAUCCACAAAUUACUUUACAAAAGUUUAAACGUUAUACUAUUACUAAGAAAGAUGUAUUACAUUAUUCCUUUUUAGGUUCAAUAAUGUUAUUUGUCUUUAUUACAAAUCCUGCUCCUUGGGCUUUAAAAAUAUUAUUUUACUUAUUUUUAUCAACUUUAUUCAUUUUGCCAAUUACUUCACAAUUUUUUUGGAAUGCAUUGCCAAUUUUAACUUGGUUAGCUUUAUAUUUCACUUCUUCAUAUUUUCCAGCAGAAAAAAGACCAAAAAUUACAGUUAAGGUUUUGCCUGCUGUUGAAACUAUUCUUUAUGGUGAUGACUUAAGUGAUAUCUUGGCAACAACAACAAAUACUUUCUGUGAUAUUUUAGCUUGGUUACCUUAUGGUAUUUUCCAUUUUGGUGCUCCUUUUGUUGUAGCUGCUAUACUGUUUUUAUUUGGUCCACCAACUAUUUUAAGAGGCUAUGCAUUUGCAUUUGGUUAUUUAAAUUUAUUCGGUGUUAUCAUGCAAAAUGUAUUCCCUGCCGCUCCACCUUGGUAUAAAAAUCUAUACAAUCUUCAAGCUGCUCAUUAUGGUAUGCAUGGUUCUCCAGGUGGUUUGGCAAGAAUUGAUAAACUGUUUGGUAUUAAUUUAUAUUCUUCUGGUUUUGAAAAUUCUUCUGUUAUCUUUGGUGCAUUCCCAUCUUUACACUCUGGUUGUGCAACUAUGGAAGCUUUGUUUUUCUCAUACUGUUUCCCAAAGCUAAAACCAUUAUUUAUCUUUUACGUUUGUUGGUUAUGGUGGUGUACCAUGUAUUUAACUCAUCAUUAUUUCGUCGAUUUGAUGGCUGGCUCUGUUUUAGCAUAUACUAUUUUCCAAUAUACAAAAUAUACCCAUCUGCCUGUUGUAGAUACCAAUCUGUUUUGUAGGUGGUCAUACAGUUCAAUUGAACAUUAUGAUAUUGCAAAGAAUAAUCCAUUGAAUGCUGAUUCAAAUGAUAUUGAAAGUGUUCCUUUAGCCAAUUUAGAUACUAAUUUCGACCUGAACGGUUUAAGAGAAUCAAGCAGAAGUCCAUCCAUUUUUGACGUUCCUUAUACUUCAAACUCUUCUUCAACUUCGAAUACUUCAUUAAAUGAAUUCAGUGAUGAAUUCCGCAUAGCCUCUCCAAGAUUAGGUAAGAUUAGUAGAUAUGAAUAG
Vanderwaltozyma polyspora DSM 70294 is the source of this 1266-nucleotide messenger RNA. RefSeq names its product phosphatase PAP2 family protein. The transcript has a single exon. The record is from RefSeq and is a predicted model, not a curated record. Bases 1 to 1266 code for a protein of 421 amino acids. Gene Ontology annotation, cellular component: inositol phosphoceramide synthase complex. Gene Ontology annotation, molecular function: inositol phosphoceramide synthase activity. NCBI's taxonomy places the organism in Eukaryota, Fungi, Ascomycota, Saccharomycetes, Saccharomycetales, Saccharomycetaceae. Gene Ontology annotation, biological process: sphingolipid biosynthetic process; inositol phosphoceramide metabolic process.